AUGUCCCUCGGUGAAGACCAAGUUCUAGAGCUUCAGCGCUCGUUCCACGCAUUCGACAAGAAUGGGAGCGGCUUUAUUGAAAUGGAUGAGCUGAAAGAAGGCCUGAAAACGCUCGGAUAUGAUAUCAGUGAGAAUGGCAUCGGUCACCUAUUGGAAAUGGUAGAAUCAUCAGACAACAAACUCAGCUUCGAAGAAUUCAUUUCGUGGAAUGGGCUCCUCUGGAAAGACGACAUGAAAACGAAAUUCAAAAGUAUUGAUGUUGACGGCAGUGGCUGGAUCAACAAGGCAGAAUUGAAGAAAUGGAGUAUCGAUUGUGGUUACGGCUUCUCGGAGGAACAGGUCGACGACCUGUGUUAUUCGAUGGAUUCUUCUGGAAAUGGAAAAAUAAACCUGGAAGAAUUUAUACAGGGAAUGGCGGCUGCACAAGAAGGUAACUCAUACUUCAUAAUUAAUGGGGAACUCUACAUUGAAAAACUGCAGGCAGACUUUCGUGCUAUGGAUGCCGAUGGUUCUGGUUUUAUCACAAGAGAAAAUCUGGUAGAAAUGGCAAACCAAUCAAACUACAUACUCUCAAAACAGGAGUUGGAAGAGACAAUCAAAGGUAUGGACAAAGAUGGGGACGGCCAGAUAAGCGUUGAAGAGUUCAUUGCAUCCGCGAUCAAAUUGAAAGCGGAUUCUUGA
This is a messenger RNA of Cylindrotheca closterium, 681 nucleotides long. NCBI's taxonomy places the organism in Eukaryota, Bacillariophyta, Bacillariophyceae, Bacillariales, Bacillariaceae. The record is from the annotation of a GenBank genome assembly.